This is a messenger RNA of Lucilia sericata (common green bottle fly), 3534 nucleotides long. RefSeq names its product arf-GAP with coiled-coil, ANK repeat and PH domain-containing protein 2 (gene CenB1A). Gene Ontology annotation, molecular function: GTPase activator activity; protein binding. The record is from RefSeq and is a predicted model, not a curated record. The transcript has 11 exons. NCBI's taxonomy places the organism in Eukaryota, Metazoa, Arthropoda, Insecta, Diptera, Calliphoridae. Gene Ontology annotation, cellular component: cytoplasm. Bases 610 to 3069 code for a protein of 819 amino acids.
UUCUAGUUGCUGUUUAUUUCUUGAUUCGCUCUGUCGUUGUUUUUUGUGCAAAAAUAAGUCAGCGAUUUCUUUUUUUACAUAUAAUUUUCCCAAAGUAAUUUUAAGAAAUUUAUCAAGUUUCUAACAAUGAAUAAAAAUAUUGAUUAUAAAAUGUAUGGCAAACAUAUAUAAAGUGUUAAAAUAUCAUAGAAAGUGUUAAUUAAAUGAUGAUGAAAUAGAGAAAAUCUUUGUGGAGCAAGAAAAACGAAAGGUUCAAUAAAAUACGUGUUAAACUACGAAAAAGUGAAUCAAAGAAGAGAGUGUAUAAAACAGCCAACAACAAAGGCAAAAGCAUUUCAUUAAGAAGAGGAUACAAAAAAGUGUAAAAAAAUAAAAAGGAACGAAAGGAUAUUUAAGCGCAACAGCUGAAAAUUAUAAUAAAAAAACUAAUGUAAAGGAAUCUGCUGCAACCUAAGGCUGGUGGUUUUUAGUUAAAUACUUAUAGUUGUACAUUAAGCACGCUUUUUUUUCGGAGAUUAAAAAGUAGAAUAGUAUAAUUAUAAAUUUUCCAAGAAAGGUGUUAAACGAAUUUGUGUGUCUUUUUGGUGUAAACAAAAAAGUGGCAGAAAUAUGAAAACUACUAUUGAGUUUGAGGAAUGUCUCAAGGAUUCACCAAAGUUUAGACAAUUCAUCUCAAAAGAGGAAGCAGAUAUUGAACAUUUGGAAACACGUCUUGAAAAAAUCAUUAAACUUUGUAAUAUAGCAGUUGAUUCGGGCAAAGAAUAUGUUAAAAAUCAAAGUGCUUUUGCAAUGUCCCUUUGGGAUUUGCAACAACAUUUUGCUGAUAAUAAAAGUGCUCACAACGCAUUGGGAAAACUGAUACACUGUUUUCAGGAAAUGAAUAAAUUUCACACCAUUUUAUUGGAUCAAGCCAAUCGUACGGUUUUGAAAAAUCUCGCUGUUUUUGUUAAAGACGACAUCAAUCAAGUGAAAGACUACAAAGGACAUUUCCUUAAAGUUUCCGAAGGUUAUGACAAUGCUUUAAUUAAAAAUGCCCAAGCGAGUAAAAAUCGUACACAGGAAGUACAAGAAGCCGCCAACAUAUUAUCUGCUUCUAAAUCUUGCUUUCAUCACACAGCAUUAGACUAUGUUAACUAUAUCACUUUAGUUCAGUCCCGUAAAGUACCUUCAAUAUUGUCGACGUUAUUGGACUAUUAUCAGGCUUGUGUUACAUAUUAUCAUCAAGGUUUCGAUUUAUGCAACGAUUUUGAUGUAUUUUUCAAAAGUAUUACUGAAGACUUAAAUGCGUUACGCGGUGAAUAUCAACAACUAGAGAAGGCCAUGCAAAAUCGCCAUAUGAGUGUGAAUAGUUUUAGUGAAACGAAUACAAAUAGUACUUCGAAUAAAAUCGAAGGAUAUUUAUUCAAAAAGAAAUCGAAAGGAUUUAAAACUUGGUGUCGUCGAUGGUUCUAUUUAAGUGAUAAUCAACUAGUGUACAGUGAUUUGGAUUCGAAUUGCAGAAAACGUAGCAACGAGGAUUCAUUUUCUGUGAUGGAAGAAGAUUUACGCAUUUGCACUGUGCGACCAGUUAACGAUGGUGAUCGACGUUUCUGUUUUGAAGUCAUAUCGCCUACCAAAUCUCACAUUUUACAAGCUGACUCAGCUGAUAUGCUUACCAUGUGGAUUUCAGCUUUACAAAAAAGUAUUGGUGCAGCUAUACAACAUGAUUCACAACAUUCCAGACCACAGUCGUCAUUGCAUGCAAAUCCCUUGAAUGCCAAAAGAAAAGUACAUUGGGAACAAUUCCUUAAAAUUCCUGGCAAUGCACAGUGCUGUGAUUGUCGCGGCGCUGAUCCACGUUGGGCUUCCAUUAAUUUAGGCAUAACUUUGUGUAUAGAAUGUUCAGGUGUUCAUCGAAGUUUGGGCGUACACUACAGUAAAGUACGUUCUCUGACUCUAGAUGCUUGGGAAACGGAAAAUGUUAAAGUCAUGAUGGAAUUGGGUAAUGCCGUAGUCAAUCGCAUCUAUGAAUCACGUAUUGGUGAUAAUUGUGAACUGAAACCGGCUACGGAAAAUUGUGAAAUAUCGGUGAGGGAAGCAUGGAUAAAGGCAAAAUAUGUAGAGAAACGUUUUGUAUGCGGUAUGCCUAAACCAACCGACUAUCUAUCCAGUGAAACGGCCGAAGUUUUAUCGAUCGACAGUGGUGAAUUAGGCAAAAGGGCGACACUGUCUUUGGGUGCUCCACGCAAAUGGGCAGUUAAAAAGUUUAGACGUCGUCGUCAUCGUGAACGUAAACGUCAACGUUCAAGUUCCAAAUCAUCCGAUGAUCCUGUCAUAGACGAAGUUGAUGAUGACGAUGAUGACGAAUCGAUUAAUAUACCCUCUAUGUCCUUAAGUAUUUCACGAGAAGAUCUUUUAAUAGUGGGCGAUGAAUUAGGUUUAGAAACAUAUGAAACACCUGGUAUCCUAGGAUCAGAUCAAGAAUCUACUGAGGGAGAAAAUGAACCAGAAGUUAUACAUGAAGUGCCCUUUUCAAAACUAAAUGCGAAUCUCAUGUUGUAUCAAGCAUCAGCUGUACACAAUUUACCAGUAAUGUGUAUGGCCUUUGCUUUAGGUGCCGAUAAGAAUUGGCGUAAUGUAGAAGAUCAUAAUCGUACUUACUUACAUCAGGCAGUAUUAUCGGGUUCUGUUAUGGCUUGUGAAUAUCUGCUAUUGAAUGGCGUACCGAUUGAUUCUGUAGACGAUUUAGGUUAUAGUGCUUUACACCUGUCCACUGGCAAAGGUUUCAUAGCUCAAGUAUAUUUAUUGCUUAAGCAUAAAGCCAAAUAUGACAUCGAAGCCAAUGAUGGUAAAAAACCAUUAGAUAUUGCUGUUGACCAACGAAAUGCUGAUAUUGUUACACUUUUACGUUUAACACGACUAAAUGAUGAAAUUGGCCUUAACGAUGAAGGCAAUGGUGAAGAUGAAACCUACAAGGAUGUUAUGAAAGAUUUUUCUAAUUUCACCUCCAGUCAACCACGUAUGUUACGUAAUCGCAACGAUUCUAAUACUUUAGAAUCUCAACGUUCUUCCAUGACCAAUUCGGAUUAAAAAUCAUACUCAAGAGAAUUUAAAAAACUAAACAAUAAAAAAGAGUAAAUGUCAUGUGUUUUUACAAUGUAAUCUAUGUUAUUUAUAUUUGUUAUUUAUAUUAAAAACAACAACAAAAAUAUUAAGAAAAAACAAACACGAAUUAAAAUAUCAGUCAUUCUGUUAUAUAAAAUUCAUAAAUAUAAAAUUAAGAAAACUAUAAGAUGUGGUGCUUUGAGAGCUAAAUAUCUUUUUAUUAUGUUAAAAAUUGUGAAUUAUUAUUAUUAUCAUUAUUUUUUAAUUCAUUCAUUAUUAUUAUUUAUUAUUAAAGCCAACGUGUAAGAAGAACUAGUAGUAUUUUGUUUUGCUCAAAAUUUACUUUACAUUUGUCUGACUUUUUUUCUAUUAUUAUUUAAGCAUUUAUUGUUAUUUAAAUGAAAAAUGUUUAUUAGAAUUAAAAUGUAACUGCUUUUUUAAAGUGUCUUU